Messenger RNA from Hylaeus anthracinus, 9940 nucleotides. RefSeq names its product Krueppel-like factor 6. Gene Ontology annotation, molecular function: RNA polymerase II cis-regulatory region sequence-specific DNA binding; DNA-binding transcription factor activity, RNA polymerase II-specific. Gene Ontology annotation, biological process: regulation of transcription by RNA polymerase II. The transcript has 6 exons. The record is from RefSeq and is a predicted model, not a curated record. Lineage: Eukaryota; Metazoa; Arthropoda; Insecta; Hymenoptera; Colletidae. The coding region runs from base 652 to 1632 and encodes 326 amino acids.
GUGCCGACUAAUUUCUAAUGCAGAUACGUACGUUUGUAUGUUGCAGGUGACGUACGCCGAACGGGCCAGUAUUUAUGCCAGUAUGCCAAUCAGAUGCCAGUAGAGAGCCAGUAUCUGUAUCUGUCGCUACCAAUAGCCAAUUAAUAAGUUACUUAGAUAGUUAAAUUAAUAGGCAAUACAUCACCAUUUUUGGAUAAUCGUUUACUAGACAACGUCGUUUACAGACGUUAAUCGUUACACGUAAUCAUAAAUAAUCGGGGAGCAAUAAAGAAUCGAGUCGAGAAGCAAUUAUAUUCUCAUCGUAAUCACAAUUUUCCGCGAUCUCGUUCGUCGGUAAACUAACCCCCGGUUUCUUUUUUCUCGUAACAUAUAUAUAUAUAUAUGUAUAUGUAUAUAUAUAUUUUUUUUUUCUUUUUUGUGUUAAUUACCAGUGACCACGUGCGGUCGGGAAAUAAUAUAUAUCUAAAUCGAACAGUGAGAUCGAGCUGUGAUUAUUGAAGUGGACCGACCGAUCGAUUUCUCGGCUGUGAAGUGAAUUAAUACCCCAGGAAAACGAUCGAAACGGAGAAAGGAAGUUGAACAGCGUACACGGGCGAGCAAACGCUGGAAACGCUGACUUACUUCGAGAGCGCCAACCUGCAAUCAAGGUUCAUGGUUUUCAUGGAUGAGAGCGAGCUCUCGAGCAAGCGGUGGGCCAGUGCGCCACGCCGCCCGGACAGCCCCUGCGUCCUGGGGGCACCAACGUCUAGGGAGGCGGCGGGACCGCCGGUGCAGCUGGAACCAGUGGACCUGUCCGUGAAAACUCCUGUGGUGUUGCAGGUGCCUCGGUACAGUCCAGCGGCUAUAAUUACAGCAGCGGCUAGAAGAAUCCCUUCACCUUCGACGACACCCACGCCACCGCCGCUCUCCAUAUCUACCGUGACACCGCCACUACCGGCAAUCGGAGAAUCAGCGUGGGAGAGGGAUCACGAGCGAGCUCGGGAGAGACACAGGGAACGAGAACGCGAGAGGGUGCGCGAAAGGAGUACGGAGAAUGAGCGCAGGGAACGGCAGCAGGAAAGAGAAUCAGGGAUCAGGGAAAGGGAGCCACGAGAUCGAGAAAAGGAUCGAGAACGCGACAGGGAGAGGCAGAGGGACAGAGAAAGGGACAGAGACGUGUCGGUCUGCAUGAUGGAACCGCUCGAUCCUGUCUUCGUGUCCUCCUCGGCGGCCCUCCUCGCAUUGCAGAGGAUAAAGGAAACGUCCUUGGUCUUUCACAAGCGUCCCGCACUGGCGACCGGAAUAGGAAUCAGCAGUAGAGGAAACGCUGGGGUCGGUGGAAAUGGCGGAGGUUUAGGGGUCGACAGCGAGUGCGGCGACGCGUUGAAGAGACGCAAAGUUCACAGAUGCGAUGUGGCCGGCUGUGACAAGGUGUAUACGAAGAGCUCCCACCUGAAGGCUCACAAGAGAACUCACACCGGCGAGAAACCGUACCAGUGCACAUGGGAGGGCUGCACGUGGAAAUUCGCGCGUUCCGACGAAUUGACGCGGCACUAUCGCAAGCACACGGGUCAGAAACCGUUCAAGUGCCAUCUUUGUCAGCGAUCGUUUUCGCGGAGCGAUCAUCUAUCGCUUCACAUGAAAAGACACUGAUGAAGUGGACCGUCUAGCCGAUGAAAGGGGGACGAAGAAGCGGAAUAAGAAGAAGCGAACGGGGAAAGAAAAUCACCGUCCCGAGAAAUCGGGACUCGAAUCGUGAUCGUGGAUGACGACAAUGAGAUUCUUCUUUUUAUAUUCGGGACCUGAAAAGCCUCGGCUCGGCCACCGAUACGGUGGUCGGAGGCGGAAACUAGGAGAAAAAGAAACGAAGAAGCAAACAAAUCGUUCAUUAGGUUUAGAGGUCUAACGAAAGUAUCUCUGUAAUUAUUGGUGGAUGAUCGUGCGAACCUGUCAGCAGUCGCGAUGCUCGAAUCGCUGUGAAACGUGCUGCUUUUUUUUUUUUUUUAUUUUCAUUGUUUUGUUCGUUGUUGCAUAGAUUCUAUCAGAAGUGAACCUCUAUUUUGAAAUCUGUUGAACGGAGUUAGGACGUAAGAAUUGUUGAUAUUUGAAAUUCUCGUGGAAAAUUUAUUUAUUCUGUUGUCAAAUUGAUGUUUCUUUUUUUUUUUUUCGCGGAUUGAGCGUAUUCGCAACGGAUACGCGGGAAGCUGAGCUUCGACGAAGUCUGCGCAAGCGAUUGCUGCAGGUUCAGCGCAACCAGCACGCGACAUCGCGUCAUUUCUGUUUCUAUUUCUAGCCAAUUUUUACUUGUUCGUAUUUCCAGUUUGUUUUCUCUCUCUCUCUCUCUCUCUUUUUUUUUGUACGAUUAAAUAAGGCCAGCUCAACUAGUCUAGAGCACCAUGUAUCGUCUAUUGCGAAGAAUAGAGCCAGUAAAGGGGAAAGAAAUAAUAUCGUUAAGGUAAUUAAAUGGUUAAAUAAGUAAAGUGAAUAUCGAACUCCGGUGACGGAGCUUGGGACUUAGCAUGCUCAGUUAAAUAAACUACAAUCGUGAUCGUGAACAUUUUGUAAAGCAUUGAAUAGCGAUUUUUCGAGGUAAAUGCACAAAGAAUUUCGCGUUUAGGGACGGACAAUCAUUAACAACGUUCUCAUUGUCAACGGAAACAAAGGAAUCAGACGCUCUAAAAGCCAGUAUUACGUGUCCAUUAAGCAAUACGGUAACGUAUAUACCGUCUACGGCAUUACGAUGCUUUCUUCGAAUCUUUGUGUUUUCAUUCCUUUUCUUUUUCUUUGUUUGUUAGUCGCGAAAAUUCUUCGAUCGUACCGGUCCGAUCGGUGCGCUUUUCUGUCCACACAAGGUGCCAAAGUAGAAGGUGCAAAAAUGUACGUACGGUAUUGUCCAUCGAUACAUCGUUGCGCUCAAACGUGGAAAAGAUGAAAGUAGAUCGAAGAAUUAUUUUUUUAAACGCUUUUGUAUCGCGCGUUCGUCGAACGUUUUCGCAGGCUUGAUUCGUGCACAUUUUAUUUUGGCAUCUGCAACGAAACGGUAGCUCAAGGUACACUUAUCAAUCGCGGCCAAUCGAAAGCGCUCGUGCGCGCCAACUAUCUUCAAAACGCAAGAACGUACGUCUACGUUCCUCGUGGUUUCGAAAACUGUAAAUAGAAGGUCGUGUCAGGGCUCGAUAUCAUUGACGCAUCGAGUCGACUGUUCAAUUAUCGGCAAUCCAUGUUGGAUGAAGCGCGGUUCCGAAAGCAACGGUAUAAAAUGUGAAUUCUGUGUAUCGAGACAUAUCGAAAUCGAACGAAGACAUCGACUCUGGUGCGUUGAAGAGCGACACGAGGCUGAGGUCUCGCGAUGCGUUCCUGAACGCAACUAUAGUUGAAUCGAAGUCCACUGGCUGCUCGAAGUCACUUCCGCGAACCUCGAUUCUCACUUUCAGAGACAAAGUGUGUGUAUUGAAUUAGUUACUCAGAGAACACGAGAAAUAGCGCAAGGAAGUGGUCAAGGAUGACCAAAAGGCGGGGAUGAUGGGUGACCUCGAGCGACCAGAUAAUUUUGAUUCGACCACGCUCGCAGGAUAAACAGAACAGGAGUGCAGAUUUAUAAAAGCUAGGACGACGAGAUCGUGCCAAGUUACAUUCAUGUUCUAUUUUUUCUGCGAAGAGCACGAACAAGACAUUUCGUGCGAUCUCAGCCGGACGUGUCGCAGGAAAGUCGAACACGCUAUUCGCGUAGCGAUGCGUAUUGUAAAUAAUUUAGAAACCUUGAGAAGUACGACGUUUCCGUAUACAGCACGUGUGUAGCAUUCCCUCCCACCCACAACCCCCGUUUUCUUCGAACCUGUGUUUUCGCCGCUGCGCAAGUAACGCGACUAAUGGUAGCUAAAGAAAAGCAGAAACUAUUUCGAAGCUAGUUAAAACGAUGGAACAAGAUGCCAGUAUAUGCUAGAGCCAGUUUAUAUCAUUAAAGAGAAACCUCUACGUGUAAGAUUAAUGCGAAGAUUGAUAAAUUAAUAUUUGUUACGUGUUGUAUUUUCAUAGGGAAUAGUGCCUUUUAAUGUUAAGAGAGAGGACGCUGCGUUAGGCCUUAAGUAUACUGCUAGUGCCUUAAGUCACGCGAAUCUUCGUGCUUGUACACAUUUCAUAACCCUUCGAAUCCUCGCUCGGAGGACCAGCGAAAUGUCCAACCGAUUACUUUUCUUCGUCGUACACCGAGCCUCGCGUUUUCCUGGGAAAAUCGACAAUCCCGUCUAUCAAGAUCCGCGGUUGCACGAUGAGGAAUCGAUCUCGCGCUAUCGACUUUAGAUCGUAGAUCCUUGUAUCGAAAUGAUGUGCGGUAGUAUCUCAAAAGUCGGAACCCUCUUUAUUAAUAUCUGAAGCACGAGUGGUGAAUCUUUGAAACUGGCCACGCAAAUAGGUCAACGAAAUGGAUACAACGGGAUGAGGUUCGUAGAGAUGACACCUGAUCGUAAAUUCGAGCAAUUAGGUUACUAUCUGAAAGAUUGCUGUAUAUAGAAAUAAACGAUAUGCAGUGGGAUGCAAUUUAUAAGAAAGAUGUAAACAGUGGGAGGGAUGACGAUCCAAUAGGUGCAGCAUAUCUGGUCAACCAUUCCUCGAUUAUGGCAUAACUUUGACAACUCUACCAACCCCCUUGCGAUAGCAAGUCGAUAGCACGAGUAAACCCCAAUCAUGCGCUAAAAUUGCUGUUACCAUCUUCCUUGGAAUUCAAUACCUUCCGAUUUCUCUAAUUUCGCGACGUCAGUGUGAACGACGAUCUACAGGCAACGUGUUACAUUCGUCGAUUCGUCGACCGAUAGUACGAAACGAUCGCCCAUCGGCUUCACACCUUAUAAAGAAGGGUCCUUUCGCGUUCGUAGCUUCACGUUCACGUCCCUGGCUUGCGUCGAAGUAUGGCGAUUCCAUGGAUGGCGCCGAAUGGACCGCGCCUCCAGGAUGCAUGAAUAAUUUUCGUAUGAUCGUCACUGCGAAAUUCAAUCCGAAAAUGGACGAGGUGCCACCCAGGAUGCCACUCUACGAUCUUGAUGACUGAUACCGUUGUACCUUAGGGAAUUUCUUCAACGGGCCAGCCGUCAGUAAUCUGAGCGCGGCACGGGCGAUGAGAAAUGUAUACUGACGUCAUGCCGACACCCUCUUUGAUCAUUAUCAUUUUUUUCCCCCGAGAGCUCGUGCCUGGUCGUGCACACCUCGACGCUGCAUCUCGACGUCGUACGACGUUACCUCUCCGCUCGAGACGAUUCCUCUCGGUUAAUUGUCGACACGGCGAUCGAACCGUGUCGUUUCUUUCUUUUCGGACAGAUGUAACCCCUGGGAUCGCGUUGAUCUUAAUUAGGCGGCGACGAGACUGUAUAUACCCGAUUCUUGAGCGUCAUAGGAGGUAUAACCGUAACGAUUUAUCGUGGAACGAGUGGAUUUUGUCAUCGAAGGGCAUGUUGAACGGCAACCCCUACUUUAGAAUUAAUUGUUGAAUAGUAUCAUUGAUAGUUGCGCGGCUCAACGAGUUCAACGAGAUCUCUGAAGGAGUGAUUCAAAGUUGGGGAAGGAGGGGUAGGAAUGACACUUGACAAUUAAAUAUCUGCUACUGUUUUAAGAAAGUAAGAUUAUGGCACGAAGCAGAGUUGUGCCAGCACUUGCCAUUCCGGGGAUCUUUAUUCAAAUUAUUGUACGGAAUACCAUUUACGUCAGUAGAUCCAAUCACACGAGGCACCAUCUUCAGACUUUUCGGCAUUUAUCAUUCAAAUAAUCACGUCAUCGAUAAUUGUAUUAAACGUCAAGUUUAAUAGGAUCCCUGAAAGAGUGUUUAAUUACUAAUUAUAUAACUCAGGAGUUAAUACGAUCCUUGAAGAAUCUGGAGGAGCAGUGGAAGGAAUGAGUACAUCUCACAAAACUAUCGCCUAGACUUGUAACUGGUCAACAGAAGCAACGCUAUGGCAACAGACUGGUUCAACGACUCCUGUUCCAGAGAUCUUAUUCGACUCGUCGCGUUAUACAAAUUGUUCAGCGAAGAAUCGUUACGUUCAUGGCCCCUAUCACGCCGGCCACUAUCCUUAGAAGUUUCAUCGUUCGACUCCAACUACAUUCCAAACUCCGUAAUGGUCGCGCGACACACCGAGGGCGCGACUGUCGUUAAAUUAUCGUGAAAUUGUCGUUACCGAAGGCGAACCCAGGAAAUGGAGAAUUUCCCGGGAACGAGCACGCCGACGACCUCUCAUCGAUGGUUCUCAAGGCUAACGACGAACGGAACAUUCCCCCGAGCGCAGACAUUCCUUUGGCCGCGACGCGAAGAAGAGAUUCGUGAAAAGUUGACGCGUGCAUCGGCUAUUUGUGUUCCAUGUUAAUGCGAGUCUAUUCAAUUUCCCGUAGAAGACGAACCAUCAAUGGACCGGGGAAGCAGGGAACAGAGACCCCGUAUUGAACGCGACCGAUUUCCUACGAAGGCCCCACCUAGGGAAAUUAGCAUUUCAAGUGCCUUAACAGACGUCAACCGACAAACAACUAAUCGAGGCUUCGCAUUUGGAUCGAAAUCGCCUAUCACGAACGAGCGGUGCACGCUCGCGACCGACGAGAAUUCAGUUGGCACACUUUGGAUUCAAAUCGGGUCGAGGGCGGGAGAGACGGGGGCAAAUACGUUGGUAAUCGGUGUCGGGACACGCGACCAAUUCGUAAUCGCUGAAUGUUUGCUUUUGUCACUUCUGGAAGGCUUCGUUGUUCGAUUUUCCAAACAGUUAGCGUUCCUUGACUUCUGUUAACCCAUUGAGUACUAAAUUGUUGCUCUUCUAAAACUGACGUCUAUUUUCUAUAUGCAGUCUGUCCCAUAAGUAUUCGUACCCUGUACGCCUGCCGAAGGAAUUUAUUUAAACUAAAUGAUAGGCUUGAUGCUUCCAAAUAAAUUUCUCGUUAUAAACACAUACAUAAAUAUAAAGUUUAUUCACGUACAUAUUUAUAACGAAACAUUAUUUUGGAAACGUUAAACUUAUUGUUUAAUUUUGACAAAUUUCUUCAGUAGACAUAGAAGGUAUGAAUAUUUAUGGGUCUGACUGUAUUUAAUUCGAACAUAUUUCGUUAACACUCUAAUGGCUAUGUUAAUUUUCGCGAUAUAGAUUUUGACUGUAUUCAAGUAAGCAUAGAUUUGAUUUUUCAUCAAACAGUUUUGAUAUAAAGUACUCGUCAACUGCGUGGAUUCUGUGAUUAAUCUUGUAUCAAUAAUAGUAAUCUGUCACAAUGUUCAUUUGUGUGAUAUGUUUUAAAUAUCAAAAAGUUUCUUAAAAAUGAGAACAAGGAAUCGAAGAAAUUAUUUUUUAGGGUAGCACGGCCAUAGGGGUGUUAAAUGGAAAACACGUUUUCUUGUCAAGUUACGAUGACGAACCCUUUAAAUAGAAUCCUUUAACCUAGGUACAUGUAAUGAUAUCGAGAUACUUGUAAAUUAUACAAUGUAAAACGCCAAACAACACUACUGUAAGCUUCUACGAACAAUUUACUACGAAAGAUCAUAAGACCGUAAGACGAAAUUAGUUUUUAACUAAAAUCUGAGAAUAUCGCGUACUAGAAGAAUCAAGUAAAUUAGUGCUGAAUACUUGUUUUGUCCCUAUUGUAUUAUAAAAAGAAUUAUAAUAAACAUUACAGCACAUUUUGUUUAAGUUUCAACUUCAUCUCAUAACAAUCACACGAUACUCGAAUAAGUUUGAAUAUCAGAAAAAAAAAAUAUUUAUUCGAACAUCCUCCAAAAAGGAUAUUAGUACUUAAUGAGUUAGAUCGACUCUUUCUUUACUUUCAAUGCAACAAAUAACCGAAGGAACGAGAUCAUGUAUAAAAAGAGAAACGUUUCGCGUCGUCAUAUUUAAAAAUUGCAGCCCCAACAACUUCGAUCGUUUCAAUCGAUAGUUGCUCGAUCGCUUGAUGGUUAUCGACGUACCUGAAUUCGUUGUAAAACUCUCAAUUUCGCAAUUCUCGUGCGCUUACACGGCUGUCGAAAAAUAAUUCCACGGAAAAAAAAACGUAUUAAUAAUUUUAGGGAACCAUUAGAGUAACUUCUACGGCUGUACGAAAGCGAGCCCUUCGAAUGGAAACUGUGAAAAACCGAUAAAGAAAAAAAGGAAACGAAAAAAAAAAAAAAAAUAAGCGAACGCGAUGUAUCGAGCUUUUCGAAGACGAAGCUGACAGGUCAGCCUGUCGAAGUAGCGAUAAUUUUCCAUUAAUCGUUUCAAGGGCCAGUAAAGCAUACACACACGGACACGCACACGGGCAUACACACACGCAUCGGUCACUCACAUGCAUACCUUAUCAAGCAACUGCAAUAAAUUGCGUCUUUAAUCUGCGAUCAUGCGCGGUGCUCAAUCUUUCUUGGUGCUUUCGCACGUUGAAUUCGACGUGCGUAGAUAUACAUCAACGUGGACAAUAUGAGGAGAUCGGUUCUCGAAGAUCCAUUACGCAGAAGCGCAUAUAAGUGCAUCGCCGCGAAAGGUGUGCGCGCGUUUACGUCUGCGAGACAUCAGGCUACACGGGAGAUAAGACAGGACGUUGAAUAAAAUUUGCGUAAUUAUGCAACGUGUAGGUGGACAAAUUCUCCAAGAAUGUUCGGUAAUAUGAGCAAUCGUCUUGACUGUGUAGGUUCUGAAAUAUAAUCCUUCAGUUUCCUCCUUGCUUAAUAAAUAUGAAACGUACGUUUCUACCCUCUGAUCACAUAAUAACUCGUUUCAUAUAAUUAAAAACUCAAUUGUAUUUUCGUGACACGAUUAAAAUUUGUGCAAUUAGGAAACUAAAAGAUUACGAUUACUUUUUCCUUUCGAUAAGUUUAUCAGAACUGAAUUUCAUUUUUUUUUUUGCAAGUAUCAACUACAGUCGACAUUCCCCCAAGCUCGAGAUUAAAACCACUCGUCGCUAUUGCUGGAUGAAGCAAUAGCUAUAACCACGCGUUCCUUAAACAAAAAGUUCUCGCGCCUUUUAGACAGAGUUCACUGUGCUUUUAAAUUCAGAAAAUUGGAAAAAACCACUGUUGACGAUCUGGAAGACGAUUGAUCGACGUUACUUGAUCCCUACGAUUCGCGUCCAUUUUCAAACAUAAAUCGCUUCGUGUGGUCCAAUGUCUCCCGCGACGAGGAACGACGCGGUGAUUCUUGACUCCGAUACUGAAAUUCUCGUAAUGACACUAAACGGAACUACUAGGUCGUAAGAUAGACGCUAGCGGAGCAAUAACUACUGUAAAUAAUAUGUAAAGGUAAUCGUUGUUGAUCAUCGUCGAUGGACGAGCAGCGGAUCAACGUAGCAUAAUUCUUUCGCAAUAAUGUAAUCAAUGGGGGCCAGUAAUUCUCUCUCGGAUCUCGCACGGAUUUAGACACUGCGAGGCGCGUGGCGUGCCCUUGAUGCUGAAUUUCGCCGCGGUUCAUCUUCGUCGCGCAUCGUUCGUCGUUUCCCGCGGUAGAAGAAUCUAAAUUCGCGCGAAAACGAUUUCGGAUUCUUGGAACAAACAGCGUAACACUGGAACGCGAGUAUCCAACUCCAGCGUUAUCGAGAAACUUGAAGCAGAUUUGAGCAAUGAUUGCUUCUGUUAUCGUCGCUCAAAAUCAAUCAAAAUUAUAUACAUUUGCGAAUUAUCAAUCAUAAAUUAGUAAUUUUUCUGUGCUAAUCGUGUCUGAUUAUUCUUUAAUCGUCGUUAUUAAUUUCUGGGUAAUUAUUCUCCGAUAGCGAAUGGUGGAUUCUGGACGUCCAAUUUGUUGGAGUAUCGACGAACGUGUUUCAGUUGGACGCGGGAAGUGCACGAGCGAACGUUGACGAACAUUAACCGUCGCCGAAAUUCAGAAAAGGACGUAUCGUAAGUCGCGCGCCACCAACUAUUACUUUCUAAGGAUAAAACUGUAUAUGUCGCGUAGGUUUUUGCGUAGGAUCGAUAAUAAUAUAUUGUUACGACUCACUGUAUAAACGAAGGCAUUACUAUAUAAAAAAAAAAAAACAA